UACUCCAGACCAGUAGAUGGCGUUAAUUAAUACGUACUAGUAUCACCAUUGCUUACGGCGUCAGACAAGGAAGAAAGAUGUCCGCCUGUAGACUGUUCCGCUGCUUGUCUUCUAACUUCUCCACCGCCAUACCUUUACUAACACGGUCGGGACCACAUUCGUCUCAUCGAUUAUGUCCGAAAUCCUACAUUCAAAGAAGUUUUUCCUCGUCGACCCCAUUCUCAGCAGCACUUAAAUUCACAGACAAGCAUGAGUGGAUUCGGGUGGAAGAGGAUGGAAUCGGGACUGUAGGUAUCAGCAACUUUGCUCAGGAAGCCCUGGGAGAUGUAGUUUACUGUGGACUACCAGAUGUGGGAACACAGCUUGCUCAACAAGAUGAGUUUGGAGCUCUAGAAAGUGUAAAGGCGGCCAGUGAGCUGUUUUCUCCCUUGACUGGAGAGGUGGUCGAGGUCAACUCACUGCUGGCUGACAAACCUGGUCUGGUCAACAAAUCCUGCUACAAAGAUGAUGGAGGCGAGGGCGGAGUGCAGGGACCUGUUGCCCGAUGACAAAGGCUGGAUGAUGUGCAGAAACUGUCUUCUGGUCUCUUGAUGCCCCAAAAUGGACAAACACAUCGCGAAAAACACCUCCGGAUCUUCUCGACCUAGCAGUACUUCUCUCAGUUGCUUUCUCAUCACAGCUCUUUCGUCUUCUCCACCGGUAGGCAUCGUCAGCUGGGAGGUGAUUGUAGUAUCUUUUCCCCCGCUUAUAACUCGCGUUAAAGUACACACUCCAUGCAUCAAACGUGCAGCAUGGUCUUGCCACAGUAGUUACAAAACAGCUGAUUUAAGUUACGCAAGUCGGUUUUGUAAUCUAUAAUGAGCCCACAUCACCAGCAGAGGGCGCUCAAGCUUAACAAAGCACAUUAUCAUCAGUUGUUCAUUAGUUUAAAUUGAGAAAGACUCACAGAUUACAUACAGCAUAUGAUGAAUUGCCCACCCGGUUCAGUCCAUUCAUUAACAUAACACAGUCGUUGGAUUGGCCAUCCCUUAACUACUUUAUUUCUAUCUGCAAAAAAAGAUUAAUGACAUGGGCCCCCUACUAGCUAAAUGUGAUCAAACAAGAGACCCUUGUUUUCACUUGAAUCAACGCCUUCAUCUUGGCAGGUCCUUUUCAAGUGCAUCCUGUGAUGUGAGGCUGCAAAAACAAAAGGCAGGAGGCACAGUAACAAGAGGUGAAUGUUUAAUCACUGCGUGUAUUCAUUCAUUCUGCACAGGGCUUGAUUUUAAUGAGACAGUGCACCCGCUUUUGAAUAUGCACAGCAGGGAGCAGGAGCGUUGAGGCCCGUGUUGCAAACUCUUGAAUUCUUGUGCGCCAACUGCUAAAGGGAUCAUUCUUAGUCUUGUUGGUUCACGCUAAAGCAUGGUAAAGUGUCCAUAGAGUGUGUGACUCAUCUACCGGGCAAUGUACAAUCCAUAUUUUUCAGUAUUAUGAAGAAGUGUGCGUUGAAAGCUGCGGUAUGUGGAGGGAGUGAGACAGAGAAGAGAGGGAGAGAGAAUGAGAUUGAGAGAGAGGGGGAAUCAAUAGUGUUUAGACAGAGAAGUGGAGUCUAAGUGUGUGAUCAAUAGAGAGCAGAGAGGAGAGAUUAGCUGCUUUUCUCUCUCAAACUAACACUGACAAAUUGGUGAAUUGGUGUAUCGGCCCUUGGGCUAAACGGAUUGACCCGCUGUUUCCAUGUUCUGCCGUGUACUGUCAAUAAAGAUCUGUGUUCUGUUCAUUGAGGCUCUUUGCGAUGGGAAGGGACGAAGCCCCGAAAGAGAAGGAAGCAAGAAAGAUGGUGGCAGACCCCUAAAAGUACAGGGCAACUAGCCAUCUUGGUUGUACUUUAGAUGGACCAUGAAGAAGUCUAAUUGCCUUCAUUUCAACUUUUUUUUACUUUACUCAACACAUUUAGGCAGUGCAGGAGUUGAAAAUGGGCAAAACAAAGUGCACAUGCCCUUAAACAUCUUCCCUUUUCAAAAUGGCCACACCUCUGUCUCAUUAAACCAUAAAUGUGCACUCACGUGUAUCCUCACGAACACUGCUCUAAAACCAUAAUAACCAACAUCUCAGAGAAAAUUAAUGGAAAGACAGAUUAAAAACUAAGUGAGAAGAAACAGGCCACGGGUGUAGCUAUUUCCAACUCAUAAAUCAUUGUGACACACCUAUGUGCAUGUAUACACACGCAUGGACACGCACACACACACACACACACACACACACACACACACACACAUGCAUGUACUGUAAUUAACCACAGGCUAUUUACUCUAUACUGCUGUAAAUUAGACAUGCAGACACAGUUAUUACAUUAAGG
This is a messenger RNA of Dunckerocampus dactyliophorus (ringed pipefish), 2335 nucleotides long. It is a transcript of the gene gcsha, whose product is annotated as glycine cleavage system protein H (aminomethyl carrier), a. The record is from RefSeq and is a predicted model, not a curated record. Gene Ontology annotation, biological process: glycine decarboxylation via glycine cleavage system; protein lipoylation. Bases 78 to 548 code for a protein of 156 amino acids. The transcript has 5 exons. Lineage: Eukaryota; Metazoa; Chordata; Actinopteri; Syngnathiformes; Syngnathidae. Gene Ontology annotation, cellular component: mitochondrion; cytoplasm; glycine cleavage complex.